This is a messenger RNA of Lactuca sativa (garden lettuce), 456 nucleotides long. The record is from RefSeq and is a predicted model, not a curated record. Lineage: Eukaryota; Viridiplantae; Streptophyta; Magnoliopsida; Asterales; Asteraceae.
AUGGUGUCCUCAUCAUCAUUUAUUAGCACUGAUCAAAAUGACGAUGAUGUGAAAUCUAUUGGAAUGAUAGGAUCUUUACUCUUUCUUACAACCAAUCGCCCUGGCAUCAUGUUUCCUACUAUAUUGUGUGCUCAUUAUCAAGCCGAUACUAAGGAAUCUCAUCUUCUUGUUGUGAAAAGGAUCUUUUGUUACUUAAAGCAUACACCUAAUAUUGGGUUAUGGUAUCCUCAUGAUUUUGAGAUCACGCUGGUAGGAUGCACCGACUUCCAUCAUGGUGGACAUGGGAUUGAUCGCAAAAUCACUUCAGGAGGAGCUCAAAUGAUUGGAAAUAGAUUGAUGAUACAUAAUCCAAUACAACAUUCCAAGACCAAGCAUCUUGACAUCCAUCAUCAUUUCAUCGAUGACACAGUUCAAAAGGGAAAAGUGGAGUUGUUCUAUGUCCCAUCCACUGAUUAG